AUGGUGUCUUUUGGACUUGAACUGGUCGGUGUUAUUCUGGCAGUGCUCGGCUGGGUGCUGAGUGUGGUCAGCUGUGCCUUGCCAAUGUGGAGGGUCACCGCCUUCAUUGGCGCCAAUAUUGUCACAGCACAGGUGUACUGGGAGGGCCUGUGGAUGAGCUGCGUGUUCCAGAGCACGGGGCAGAUGCAGUGUAAGGUCUACGACUCCAUGCUGGCUUUACCUCAGGACCUGCAGGCUGCCAGGGCGCUCACCGUCGUCUCCAUCAUUGUGGGGGUGGUGGCUCUUCUAAUCGCUAUGGUGGGAGCCAAGUGCACCAACUGCAUCGAGGAUGACGGUGUUAAAGCAAGGGUGAUGGCCUCCUCGGGCGGGGCGUUCAUCACAGCUGCUGUGGCCCAGCUGGUGCCUGUUUCCUGGUCAGCAAACACCAUCAUAGUGGAGUUUUACAGUCCAAUCGUCCCCUCCGGUCAGAAGAUGGAGAUCGGGGCAGCACUCAUGUCGAUGGGUAUGGAGAUUGUGGGCAUUGCCCUUGGAUUCAUUGGAUUUAUCAUUGCAAUAGUGACAUGUGCCCUGCCAAUGUGGAAGGUGACCGCCUUCAUUGGAGCCAACAUCGUCACGGCUCAGACCAUCUGGGAAGGUUUAUGGAUGAACUGUGUCACCCAGAGCACGGGCCAGAUGCAGUGUAAGGUCUACGACUCGAUGCUGGCCUUGCCUCAGGAGCUGCAAGCUUCCAGAGCAAUGACCAUCGUUUCCAUCAUUCUCGGGGUGCUGGGGGUCUUGAUCUCCAUUGUCGGCGCCAAGUGCACCAACUGCAUUGAAGACGAGCCAUCCAAGGCCAAAGUGAUGAUCAUAGCCGGGAUCUUUUUCAUCCUUGCUGGCCUUUUGGUCCUCAUCCCUGUCUCCUGGACCUCCAGCGUCAUCAUCCGGGAUUUCUACAACCCCCUCCUGACCGACGCGCAGAGGAGGGAGAUUGGGGCAUCGCUCUACAUUGGCUUUGGAGCUGCCGCCAUGCUCCUGAUUGGUGGGGCGAUGCUGUGCAGCAGUUGCCCACCAAAAGAGAAGCAGUACAAGCCACCCCGGAUGGCCUACACCGCACCGCGCAGCGCCAGUGCAGGUGGAGGGUACGACAGGAAAGACUAUGUUUAAACGCCCAUGGAGUGUCCGAUAGAUUGAUUUGGACAGUAACAUUAAACAAAAAUGUUUGUUUAGGGAGUAUUUGUGUGUUAUUUUUUGCUGUCAGAUGGUAAACCCCACAAACAGACUCCGAGAUGAAGAUGAGUGUACAACUAUUGAUCUUUCUGCUUUGCUUUUGGCUGACUGACAUAUUCAUUUGUUUAAAUCAUUUUGCCGCCUUUGCUCCGCUAUAAUCCAGCAGGCGUGUCUUGUUAAACAGGCUCUUAUGUUCAGUAUAGGAACAUGAGAGCCUGUUUUCCAGGAAAACAUCAUUUUAUUCUUUUGAAAUGUUAAACAGCGUCCCUCUGAGUACAUGUUGUAUUUAUACAAAAACUUUGGUGGCAUUAUGUGUAUUCGAAAACACCUGCUGCUUGUUUGUGUGUGUCGCUCCAUAAUUAGCUGUUGGCCCUCUGGUGUCACAUUUCACUGAAGCUUUCAGUCAAAAUGCUUUGUGCCAUUUCACUAACAAUGACAAGGAAGAGUCAGCUCUCAUUUUACAUGGAUUUGGUUGUGUGAUUGUUCUGUGCGUGUGCGUGCGUGCGUGCGUGCGUGCACAUGUGUGUGUGUGUGUGUGUGUGUGUUUUGCAUGUAAUAUUUGCUUAGGAGAGUUUCUGCUGAGACUGAAACUAAAGAUGGAUUCACGAUAUGGCCCCAGGUAACAACUAUCUCUUCUUCCUCGCAGUUUCACUGUCUGAGGACAUAGAACAGAACUUAUUUCAGUUGGAACCCAAAGUCCGACUUUUUGUGUGUCCAAAUGUAUUUUAUAUUUCUGUAAUAAUAAUUUGUUAUGUAUUUUAACACCACAUCUUCCACCAUGUGUCUGCAUUUCAAAUAGUUUGUGUUGUGUCUUAGUUUCAAACAUUUUUAUAUCUUUUAUAUGUAUCUAUCCAAGGAAGGUUAAAUCAAGGGCAUCUGGACUUGAAGAUACUUUUAGACUUUAUAUCUAUUAUGAGGCUGUACAUCCGCUGUAUGUCAAACAAAGAGCCAUGAUCGCCAUCUCUUUGAAAAUAAGUAGAUUUUGUGUUCAAAGUUUAACAUAAUUUGUAACUUAGGUGUUGCUCAAACAUGUUAAAAGAGAUGAUUUAUAAUAUUCAAUGCUUUGUAAAAUGUUUUAUAGUAGUGCUUGAAUUGCAAAUGUG
Molecule: messenger RNA, 2309 nt
Organism: Micropterus dolomieu (smallmouth bass)
Lineage: Eukaryota; Metazoa; Chordata; Actinopteri; Centrarchiformes; Centrarchidae
Product: claudin-3-like
Exons: 2
Coding region: 1-1143 (380 amino acids)
Biological process (GO): cell adhesion; bicellular tight junction assembly
Cellular component (GO): bicellular tight junction; plasma membrane
Molecular function (GO): structural molecule activity
Source: RefSeq, a predicted model, not a curated record